This is a messenger RNA of Amphibalanus amphitrite, 9020 nucleotides long. Its product is annotated as small subunit processome component 20 homolog. The transcript has 19 exons. The record is from RefSeq and is a predicted model, not a curated record. Lineage: Eukaryota; Metazoa; Arthropoda; Thecostraca; Balanomorpha; Balanidae. The coding region runs from base 200 to 8935 and encodes 2911 amino acids. Gene Ontology annotation, cellular component: nucleolus; small-subunit processome; 90S preribosome.
AAAAGUAUACAGUAUACACGUGAAUUUCGCUGUUUUUUUUUGCCGGUUUUGUGGAAUUGCAGGGGUUAUUUGAUAGUUAGGGGGCUUCACAGUCAUAUUUUCAUAUUGCAGAAGAAAAAAGACAAGACUGAAUCAUCAUUGUCCUUAGGAAUAAUCGUACUAAUGAUUAAGUGACCAAGUCCUCAAAACUUCAGUCACCAUGGGGGCUGGAGAUAAAAAGCUGGAAAAUAGAUACAAGUUUAAAACAUUUUCGGAGCGUAUCGCGGAGAUAUCCGUCAAUGUCGCUCAGAACGUUAGUCUCCCCCGCAAUGAGACGCCAGAAGAUGCCGACACAUUCUUCUUUGAAGAACUCCAGAAAUGGGUCGAUCUCAACCUAACCGAGCAUUACGCCGAUUUUCAGAAUGAGCUCGGUCCCGAUGUGCAGAGUUUCGCGCAACUGCUGCAUCGUAAAGAUGAGAUCAUCGAGCUGCUCAAGAAGCACCUGUCCGUGGAGAACUCGCUCGCCCUGCAGCCUCUGCUCGCUCUGCUCUCGGCGCUGGCGAGAGACCUGCGUGCCGACCUGGGGCCGCAGUUCCCGGCUCUGUUCGAGCUGCUCUGCCGUCUGCUGGACACCCGCGACCCGGAGAGGCUGCAGUGGCUGUUCACCUGCCUGGCGCACCUCUACAAGCAGCUGUGGCGCCACCUGGUGGCCAACAUUGAGCAGACGUACCGGAUGUACCGGCAGCUGCUCAGCGGCGGACGGCCCGACCAUGUGGUACGAUUCGCCGCAGAGAGCUUCGCAUUUGUCUGCCGCAAAGUCAAGGACAAGAGCAAGUUCUUCGGAUUCGUCUACACGAAGCUGAAAAGUGAUCCUUCGCAGGCGACUGGCGUCGGCCGGCUGGUGUUCGAGACUCUGCGCGGUGUGCGUGGACACCUCCACACUGAGGCCGCAGCCGUGCUGCGCGUGCAGCUCGAGCUGCUCGGCUCGGAGCGGCUACCGGCUGAGCUGGUUCAGCAGGCGCUCAAUGUAGCCCUGCUGGCUGCCGCCAGACACGUGACCAGGGAGAACGCCGCGCCCAUUUGGACAGAGCUCUGGGCGGCUGUCGAGCGUUGUCCCUCGGACCGACCGGACCUCCUCCACCGGCUGCUCUCCCUGUUACUCUCCGUGACGACUUUCCGCGGAGGUGCGGUGAUUACUGAUGCUGCUGACUGCGCGCGCCGCUGCGGCCGACUGCUGGCGACCUCUGCCCUGCCGGAGGAGGCUGGCGCGGCGGGCGCCGACCUGGCAGCCAAACUGCUGAGUGUGGAGAACGCCCGGCUGGCCACCGCCGACGCUGUGAAACUGGUCAAUCAGGCCCUGCGCGGCCCGCAGCCGCCCGGUACGCUGCUGCGGCUGUGUGGCCACCUGCUGGGACUGGCUGAGCUGGAGGGACGGCUGCUGCCCGAGCUGCUGACGCUGCUGCACCGGCUGCCUGCUGACAGCGCGUCAGAGGCGCUGCGCCUGCUCAGCCGCCUGGUGCUGCUGAGACGGCCGCCUCCCGAGACUGGAGAGAGCUGGGCAGACUGGCGGCAGUACCCGAUCGACUUCAACUUCAUCAGACAGAAACAGGCGGCGCCGCGUCGCUCAGCCCGCCGGCGCACCGUAGGCUCGGAUGAUCCACCCGAGUCACCCCAGAGUAGCGUCUGCGCGCUGGUGGAGCGUCUGCUGCGGCCGGCGGACGACAGCGGCCCGCCGGCACCCUCUGCUGACCUCACGGCCGCCCUGCUGGUGGUGCCACACCUCCGUCCGCCGCCCGAGGACGCUGCUGUCGCCGUCUGGGCGCUGUGGCACCGGCUGGCCGACCAGCUGCUGGAGCAGGAGGCGGACCAUCUCACUGACGACCGGCCCGACCCAGUGUCGUCCGUCCGUCUGGUGGUGCCGCCCCUGCCGCCCUCCCUGCACGCCCAGCUGGCCCUGUUCUCCCAGCUGACCGAGACGGCGCUGCGACUGGACGCCGCCGAUGCUGCUGCCGCCUGGCGGACGGCGCUGAAACUGGCCGGCUCGCGGCGGCUGGCCAGCAGCGCCCACCUGCUGCGCAUACUGGACCUGCUGCUGACGGCUGCUGAGCCCGAGCUGAGGACGGACGAGCUGUUGCUGGAGCUCUAUCAGACGCUGGGACAUAACCUGGCGUCGCCGCAUCACAAGCUGCGCGCGCUGACGCUGCACCUGCUCUCGCUGUUCGACCCGGCUCUCCCACCACCACCCGCCGACGGUCCGCCGCGUACCGCUCGCUCGGUGUUCACCACCUGCUGGAUGGCCGAGCAGCAACCCGCAGACAUCCAGAGCUACAAAGAACGACUCAAGUUCCUCCAACUGCUCGACGCCGAGUACAUCGCCGCCAGUCUGCCAGUGUGCGGCGAUUUCUCGGCGGCUCCGCUGCUCUACCUGCUGGGUACGCUACACGUACCGUUCCGUCUGCUGUGGAAACCGUGUCAGGAGUUGGCGGCGGCGCACUGUCAUCGAUUAUCGACGGAGAGGCUGGCGGAGCUGUGGGGUCACCUCACCAAGGAGGCAGCGGAGGCGGCGCGGAAGCAGAUGAUGCCUGAAAUGGAGGGAGAGGAGGGAGAAGAUGAGAGUGAGAAAGAGGAGACGGGAGAGGCAGAGGAGAAUGAAGGCGAGACAGAAGAGAUGGAAACAGAGCAGAGUGAUGCGGCUGAGGCUGAGCGUGAAGAGCUUGAGGAGCUGGAUGAGCGACUGGCAGCUCUGGACGACCGACUCGAUUUCGUCAACUUCCGUCUGUUGCUAUGGCAGAUGUCCGCCGAUCUCUGCUCUCUUCUGGAGCCGAUCUGUGGCCCGCAGCUCAUCAGUGAGCUGUUCAGCUUCCUUGACCGUGAGUUCUUCUCGAGUGACAUGAGUUUCGCUCGCGAGCAGGACCUGUUGGAUCGGCGGCGGCCGGCGCAGGAGGGACAUUUCCGGAAACAGAAGGGAGACACGUCGGGUGAUGAUAGAGGUGAUGAAGAUGUUGAAGAGGAUGAAGAGGAGGAAGAAGAGAGACCGAGAAAGAAGAAGGGAGGAGAUAAGAAGAAGGGUAUCGUUCAGGCUCUCUGUGCACACCUGACUGUGAUGUCGAAAAUGACAAGCCUGCGCCGAUCGGAGAAGUCGACACAGCUCUUUGAGACGUUCCUACACUUCCUCACGCACAAACGCUCUGAUGUCCAGAAGGUAGCCCUUGAAUGCGUGUACGCCUACAAAGCCAAGGGUCUCAACCCGUACCGUGAGACUCUGUUCAGCCUCAUGGAGGACAACAACUUCAAGACGACGCUGACCAGCUUCAGCAUCGACACAGAGUCCGGAAUUCUGAAGCCGGAGCACCGACCGCACGUCCUGCCCGUUCUGACUCGUAUUCUCUACGGUCGGAUGCGCACCAGCACGGGAAAGGGUGCGGCGAGCAGAGACAACGCGGCCGCUCGGCGACGCGUCAUCGUCGGUUUUCUGGCCGGCUGUCGGUCGGAGGAGGUGGACCAAUUCCUCGAUCUGACGCUAGCGGCACUGGCGGCGCGGGUGAAGCCCGAUCCUGUGCAGAUGGUGCGUGAGGUGACGGAGGCGGCCGACCCACGCCACGCGCUGCCGCUCCGUCAGCUGCAGAGCGCGCUGCUGCUGCUGACGGCUGUGUUCUUCAAACUGGGCAGCCGACUGCAGCCGAGCGUCCCGCGGCUCCUGCGGCUACUGCUCGGGGCAGCGGCACACGUGUCUGCUCUGUUGGCGCAGCAGCAGCGCCUGCCUGUGUGGCAUGUGCGCACUCUGAAGAAGAUCCGCGGCAUGAUCCUGGCAUGCCUGAGUGAUAUGUUCGAGAGGUUUGACACGUACCCGUGGAGCGCAGAAGAAACCGAAGCGGUCUUCAUCGCUUCUGUGUGGCCGUCGCUGCCAAAACUCACCCAGGAGUCCACAACGGCGCCGACGGGUCUGCUGAAGCUGUUCCUGGUCUGGGCGUCCUCUCCGCGCUACUUCCCACUGCUGGUGAAGGAGACCGCCGAGCCGCCCCGCCUCAGCCCCCUCUGGUGUAUGCUGUCCCUGCUGACAGUUCGGGGUUGUCACUCGUCGGUGACGGCGGCGGUGGUGCGUGCCGCCGAACAGCUGCUGAGUGAGCGCGCUCCGCCGCCAACUCUGUCGACAAUCGACGAGGAUGGGGAGCCCUCUGAGGAGCCGCUGCCGCCACUGACCGUCACUGGGCUGCCGGAGUGGGCGACUGAGGCGGCCGCGGUCACCGGACCGACCGCUGUGGCGGAGAACGUGACUCCUCUGCUCGAGUACCUCCGUAACAGGCUGCAGUCGGGUGGCGCAGCGCGGCUAUCCACGACUGAGCUGACGGUGCUGUCCUCGGUGUGUAGACUGGAGGCGGGCCCGGCUCGUGAGCACGCCGCCUCUCUGGCCUCCCUGCUCCUACCGGUGCUGGGGUCGGCCCGUCCGCCGCCCGAGGGCCGCCAGCGACAGCUACUGGUGACUCUCCGGCACCUGUUGAGCGCCGCCGACCGGUCUGUACAGUUUGUCCGGUCGCUGUCCUCGCUACUCUCUCAUCUACCCAACAGGGAGAGUCACCUGGCAGUAGUCGGCUGUCUGCGCACCAUCGGCGAGCGGGAUCCGGCCGUGCGACCCCUUGCAGAGACAGUGGACGCCCUCAGUGCCAUGGACCCGAAACAGGUAGACGAGCCCGACUUUGACCGGCGUCUGGUCGAGUAUGGACGAGUCAACGAGCGAUUACGACACGCAGAGCUACUGGAGGAGGAUUUUCUGCGGCUGGUGGUGCACUGCUGUCUGUGGUCGCUCGAACACGAGGCCGACCUGGCGCUGCGGGACAGCUCUACAUUCUGUCUGCAGGAGGUGGCGCGCUCCGUGGGGCGCCUGCUGACCACACACCGUUCGGCGGCCGUGGCGUUUCUCUCUGCCUGUCUCCUGCCGGCGCUGCGCCGCAGACUGCGCAGCAAGGAGGACCAGCUGCGCCACGACACGGUAGCUGUCCUACAGGUGGUCGUACAGUCGUCCGCCGAGCACAUGCCGAAACUAGCCGAGCUGGCGCAACUCUCCAACGCGACGGACUCGGAACAUGACUUCUUUGAGAAUAUCAGACACAUUCAGGUGCACCGACGCACCCGCGCGCUGAAGAGAGUCGUGGAGGGCCUCACUGAUGGCUCUCUGCGGAUGCGUGCCGACGUGGUGACCAACUACAUUCUACCUCUGGGCAACGUGUACCUCUUCAACGAGAAGUACGCCAAGUACACUGGCUUGACCGACAUUGCUGUGCGACUGAUCGGAAUCGUAUCGGGACGGAUGUCUUGGCACCAGUACCAGGCGUUCCUGCGGCACUUCCUCGCCCUGCUGCCGACCUGCUCUCGUCAGCGUGACGCCGUCAAGGUUCUAGUGGCGGUCCUGGAUGCGUUUCCAUUCGAUCUAUCCUCUGUGGCGCCCGAUGUGACGAUGAGUAUCAUCAGUGCCACGCGCGCCGACGAGCGGGGCUGGAAGACGCGGCGUCAGGAGGCGGCUGUGCCCGAGGUGAACGGUCCUCCCACAGAGCAGCCGGCGCGGGUGGAGAAGGAGGAGGCAGAGGACUCGGAGCCGGCGGAGGGUGAGACCGCGCUGGGUCAGGAGGCGGCUGCUGAGCCGCUGGAACCCGCCGCUGUCGAGGUUCCGGAGGAGGAGGGAACACCGGCCGCAGCCGGGCCGGUGGCGCAGUCGGCCAAACAGGCCGAGCUCAUCUGCCGGACUCUGAUCCGGACCACUCUGCCGGGACUGCACGCCGGGCUGGUGCGGCGCGCGCGGGGUGACGAGCAGCAUGCCACGAAUAAGACACUUGAUCCCGACGAGGAGCGCUCGCAGCGUCUACCACUGGCGCUAGCCAUGAUCAAACUCCUACAGAAACUACCUGAGGGCAUCCUGGGAGCGAACGUAGCCAGUGUGCUGACUCGAGUCUGUGAACUGCUGCGUUCGAAGACUCCCAGCGUGCGCGAGGCUGCGCGUGAGACGCUGCUGCGCUGUCUGCGCGCGCUGGGUCCGGCGCACCUGCCGCUGGCGCUGUCGGAGCUCCGUGCCGUGUCGGGCCGCGGGUAUCAGCAGCACGUGAUGGUGUUCACCACGCACGCCCUGCUGCGCGGAAUGUGCGAACAGCUGAAGGCUGGGGACCUUGACCCGUGCGCGUCGGACGUGGUCGAUAUCUGCCACAUGGAGCUCUUCGGUCAGACCGCGGAGGAAAAGGAGGUGCAGAAGAUCACAUCGAAGACGGCGGAGGCGAAGGGCGUCAAGAGUUACAAGAUGCUGCACAUCCUGGCGCAGUAUAUAACUGAGCCGUACCUGCACGCGCUGAUCGCACCGCUACAGGAAUGGGCCCUCAGCUCACGCACCGCCAAGGCAGCGGGAAAGGUGGCCGAGUGUCUGCGACAUGCUUGCUCGGGUCUGGUGGAGAACACCGGGCUGGAGACGCCGGCACUGCUGGUCCUAGGUCAUGGUCUGGUCUCACAGAGUCUGCCAGUGCCGGACUCUGUAAAAAAGGAUGGCUCCGGUAAGAAGGCCAAGACAAAGCCGCUGCCUUACUGGCUGCAGAGACCGGAUAUGUUGUUGAUUCAGAAACCGCCGCCUCGUCACGGCGCGCCAGCCAGGCUCAACUCGACUGUGAACGCACAUCUGCUGGUGGACUUUGGCCUGCAGUUGCUGAGCGCGCUGCUGCGGAAGGGCCGCGUGGUGGCGACCGAGAGUCGGCACGUAUCCAUGCUGGACCCGUUCGUUCCUCUCCUGGUGGGCUGUUUGUCGGAGCCCAGUGUGCCUCUGGUAACGGUCUGUCUGCGCUGCUGGACGCACCUGCUCACCUUCCCCCUGCCGUCUCUGCCGGGCCAGCUGGCGGCUGUGAGUGGCGCCCUGUUCACACUGCUCCACAAGUACGCGGCGCCGGGCCUGGCGAGCGGCGAGAACGGCGACAUGGUGGCCGUGACGUUCCGCGCCGUCACCGUGCUCGUGCGGGAUGUCACCGCCUACACACUGACCGAGGAGCAGCUGCGCGUGCUGCUGACGUACGCCGAGCAGGACCUGCUGGACGCCGGCCGCCGCGGCACGGCCUUCCAGCUGCUGCGAGCCGUGUUCAGCCGGAAACUGCACGCGCCGGAGCUGGCAGAGGUGGUCCGUCACCUGGCUAAACUGGUGGUGACGGCCGACGGGGACCAGCCGCGCGCCCAGGCCCGCUCCGUGCUGAUGCAGUACCUGCUCGACUAUCCGCUGGGUGAUAAGGUGAAGAAGCACGUCAUGUUCUUCCUGCAGCAGCUCGGCUAUGACCGGGAGUCAGGCCGACUGGCCGCGCUCGACAUGAUAGCCGACGUCUGCCGACAGUUCCCGCAGGGCCUGCUAAGCUCCCAGGCGCCGCUGCUGUUUGUCUACCUGUCUGCGCGCCUGGUCUCAGAGCCCUCCCCGACCGGCCGCCGCCGCGUGGCCUCCACCAUCACCGCGCUGCUGCAGCGGGUGACGGCCGAGCGGCGCCGACACCUGCUCGACAUGACGCUCACCUGGCUCCGAGGAGAGGAUGCCGCUAAAAAGGUGGAGCAGGGCCGUAUGGCCGCCCAGCUGGUGGGUCUGUUCCUCUCCGACGCCGCCGACGUCACCGACUCCGAGGUGGACCUCAUGCUGCCCGAGCUCUGCGGCAGGAUGGACCCCGAGCUCAACGACUUCUUCGGUAGCGCGCCGCAGGCGGAGCUGAACGGCUCCCCGGAGCAGCACACGGACCACCUGCUGUACCAGCUGCUCGGAUCGCUGCUCAAGCUGCUCACCCUCUGUCCGCAGGCCAUGACGGCCGCCCACCGGCACGCGGCGCUCAUGACGCGAGCCUGGGGCCACAUCAAGCAGUACCUGCUGCACCCGCACGCCUGGGUGCGGCUGGCGGCGGGGCGCCUGUACGGUCUGCUGCUGUCUCGACUGGAGCCGGCCUCGGUGGCUGCGUGCCUGACCUCGCCCACCGCCUCCCCGGCCCGGGAGACCGCCGUGCCGCCCUACCUACACUCGGACACCGGGCGGCGGCUGCGCGGCCUGGCGCUCGAUCUGUGCGUCCAGCUUAACUCGGAGCUGCUAAGUCAGCAGCUGGCUGACCAGUGCGUCAAGAACCUGGUCUGGAUCGCCAAGGUCCUGAUCUGCGCCGGUGCCCUGGACCCGGGCUCCGACCAUCCGGAGCCCUCCCCCGCGGGAGUCAAACGACCUCGACGGGACUCUGACAGCGCCGCGUCCGGACGAAAACGAACCGAGUCGGGCUCUCCGCGGAAACGCACCGACUCAGAGUCCAGUGUCGGCCGGAAACGAACUGACUCGGAGUCAAGUACAGGUCGCAAACGGAGAGACUCGGAGUCGAAAUCGGGGAGAAAGCGAACCGACUCGGAGUCGAGUUUAGGGAGGAAGCGGAGUGACUCUGAGUCACGAUCCGGCCGUAAGAGGACAGAGUCUGAGUCGAGUGUGACCGAGUCAGAGUCGACGCUGAGUCUGCGGUGGCUGACGCGGCGGCUGAGGAGGGAAGUGAAUGCUGAGGUGGUGAAGUCGCCCCGGAUUACUCUCAGGCGCUGCAGCGUGUUCAAGUGGAUGGCGGCGGUUGCGAUGUCGCUGGACUCCCAGCUGGCACCAUUCCUGCACCUGCUGCUGCCGCCGCUGGUCAGGGAGAUCACCGACCCCUCGGCGCCGCUCGAGCUCAAAACGCUCGCCACAGAGGUCACCGACCUGAUGAAGCGCUCAGUUGGAGUGGAGACGUUUACCGCUGCGUACACCCGCGCCCAGCUGGUGCUCAGCCAGAGGAAGGCCGAGCGACGCAUUCAGCGCAAGCAACAGCUGGUCACUAAUCCGGUCAAGACGGCGCGCAUGAAGAUGCAGAAACACAUCAAGAAACGAGCCGCCAAGAAGCGGAAAAUAAUGCAGGAUAAGCAAGUGGGCUUCAAGCGGCGGAAAGUCAGUAAUAUGGGCUGAUGCGGGGAGGGUGUGGGGCGUGUCGAUGUUUUCUAUUAUGCCAAUGGGUGGGAGAAAUACAUGCCAUGACGGACGUCGAAGCGCA